Amphiprion ocellaris (clown anemonefish) is the source of this 1601-nucleotide messenger RNA. It is a transcript of the gene fbxl22, whose product is annotated as F-box and leucine-rich repeat protein 22. Gene Ontology annotation, molecular function: protein binding. The record is from RefSeq and is a predicted model, not a curated record. The transcript is spliced from 2 exons. NCBI's taxonomy places the organism in Eukaryota, Metazoa, Chordata, Actinopteri, Pomacentridae. Bases 378 to 1298 code for a protein of 306 amino acids.
AUAAUUUGCUUCUUGUACGGCUUUCUUACAAAAAAAGGAAAAAGCCACUAAAGCUGGAAUUACAUCCACCCGUACGCCCUCAUUGAAAAAUAAUGAAUGUGGAACUGCCUUCUAGUGUGGAACUGCACAUACAUCAUUCUGCACAGCGAAGGUCAAGCAUCCAAGUGAAAUAAUAAUAAUACAAAACACGUUUUUGAUUGGAUGGAGGCUUUAAGUCUCGGCAAAAUGGAAAAUUGCAGCGAGGGAUGCUUUUAUAAACGGUGGAGGUGUUUCUCUUCCUUGUGUCUGUCGGUGUGUAUCUGUAUCUCAGAACUAGGCCAGAGCAGUGUAAACAUCUGGCUCACUCAAGUGCUUGCUGCCUGUUGAGUCCAUGACAGAUGGAAAGGGAGCGUAUGGCUCAAACACUUCCAUCUUUGACCGUGCCGCAGUUGUCUUCCCAAAAUAGCCUGCACUCCACGGCCUUAUAUGUGCAGGCCUUCAGCGUGUGCCUGAGGGGGCAUCAUGUAUCUAGGCCACACAAUGCAGGCUGGGGGCUCAUUGUUGCUGCCUACCAGCAGGCCUAUCACCGCCCCGGGGACCAGGCCUCUCUUUACGUCUCGGGACAGCUCAGCAUGCAUCUCACUCAGCUCAACCGUGAGUGUCUCCUCCACCUUUUCUCCUUCCUGGACAAGGACAGCCGCAGGAGUUUGUCCCUCACCUGUCAUCAGCUGCGCGAGGUCUUCCUGGACCCCUGCCUCUGGAAUCUACUGCACUUCAGCUCCCCAUGUCAGCUGAGAAAGGACAACUUUGUGCUGGGACCCUCACUGCGUUACCUGACUAUAUGCUGGCAUUCCAGCAGGGUCCUGCAAGUGUGCAACAUCGAGGACUGGUUGAAGACCUCGUUUCAGAGGGACAUCUGCAGUAAACAUGAAAGCCUUGUCAGCUCUUUUCUGGCUCAUGUCUGUCACAUGUGUCCCAACCUGCUUUCGCUAACCCUGUCUGGCUGUGGACACAUCACUGACCAGGAUCUGAUCUCUGUGCUGCAGAGCUGCAGAAAGCUGCGGUGCCUCCAUCUAGAGAACUGCGUCCGCAUCACCGACUGCAGCCUGCAGGGUGUGGUGGCUCACGGAGGCAAUCUGGAGGAGGUGAAGGUGGACUUCUGCAGGAACAUCACUCAGGUGGGGCUGCAGGGCUGCAGGGAGAGGAGGCCGGACAUCCAGCUGAGCGCUGAGAGAAGCGCUGAUAUGAUCCCUGACAGCAAACCUGAGGAGAAGGUGCCGCUCAGGAGGACACUGCAGAAAGUCCUGCAGUUCUCCUGAAGGACACAAACACCCACAAACGCUGGGACCACUGAGAAGAAUAUGUCUGUAGCUUAUCAUGUGAGGACUUGACUGCAAUGCUUUUGCUUUGGUUUGUGUUUGUACUUAAUAGAAGUGUUUUGCACCUUUUUUUUUUUUACACCAUUUUAUACAACACGUUUUUCUUACAAAUACACAAUAAGUCUUAUCAAAACAAUUGGUCUACUAAAUAGUUUGUAAUUGGUACAAAUCGAAGUGAUGUAAUUAUUGAUGCAAUUUUAUAUGUGAAUUAUUAAUUAUUAAAGGAACGAAUCUUUUAGGUAA